Solanum pennellii is the source of this 1278-nucleotide messenger RNA. RefSeq names its product probable xyloglucan endotransglucosylase/hydrolase 1. The record is from RefSeq and is a predicted model, not a curated record. NCBI's taxonomy places the organism in Eukaryota, Viridiplantae, Streptophyta, Magnoliopsida, Solanales, Solanaceae. Gene Ontology annotation, molecular function: xyloglucan:xyloglucosyl transferase activity; hydrolase activity, hydrolyzing O-glycosyl compounds. The transcript is spliced from 4 exons. Bases 83 to 973 code for a protein of 296 amino acids. Gene Ontology annotation, biological process: xyloglucan metabolic process; cell wall biogenesis. Gene Ontology annotation, cellular component: cell wall; apoplast.
AUUGGGCCAUAUUCAUCAUUCUCUAAAAAAAAUAAGAAAAAAACACAAACACUGGUCUCUGAUUGGAUUUGUUUUUCUCAUCAUGGGUACCAUAAAAGGAGUUUUAUUUAGUAUUGUUUUGAUUAAUUUGUCACUUGUUGUAUUUUGUGGGUAUCCUAGAAGGCCAGUAGAUGUGCCCUUUUGGAAAAACUAUGAGCCAAGUUGGGCUAGUCACCAUAUUAAGUUCCUCAAUGGUGGUACCACUACUGAUCUUAUUCUUGACAGAUCUUCAGGAGCUGGAUUUCAGUCAAAGAAAUCAUAUCUGUUUGGGCAUUUCAGUAUGAAAAUGAAGCUUGUUGGUGGAGACUCAGCUGGUGUUGUCACUGCAUUUUACCUGUCAUCGAAUAAUGCAGAGCACGAUGAGAUAGAUUUUGAAUUUUUGGGGAACAGAACUGGGCAGCCAUACAUAUUGCAGACAAAUGUAUUCACAGGAGGAAAAGGGAACAGAGAACAGAGAAUAUAUCUUUGGUUUGACCCAACCAAGGGCUACCAUUCUUAUUCUGUUCUUUGGAAUACAUACCUCAUUGUGAUCUUCGUGGACGACGUCCCAAUUAGAGCAUUCAAAAACUCUAAAGAUCUUGGUGUGAAAUUUCCAUUCAAUCAGCCCAUGAAGAUAUACUCGAGUCUAUGGGACGCGGAUGAUUGGGCCACAAGAGGUGGGCUUGAGAAAACCGAUUGGUCCAACGCCCCAUUCACCGCGUCAUACACAUCGUUCCACGUGGACGGAUGUGAAGCAGCCACGCCACAAGAAGUCCAAGUUUGUAACACUAAAGGCAUGAAAUGGUGGGAUCAAAAGGCCUUCCAAGAUUUAGAUGCAUUACAAUACAGGAGACUUCGUUGGGUUCGUCAAAAAUACACUGUUUAUAACUAUUGCACUGAUAAAGCGAGGUAUCCUGUUCCACCACCAGAGUGCACUAAGGACAGAGAUAUUUAAAAUCAUAAUCAAAAUUAAGAGGGAUUUUAUGAAGAAAAAAAAACUUAAUAUGCAUUAUGUGUGAGUAUUUUAAUGAUCCUUAAAACAAAGUGCUUUUAAUUGAUCUGUAUUUCCCUAAUUCUUUUUGACUGUAUCAUUAUUGGUGGAGUCAUGAGAAUAUUAUGCAUCUCAUGCCAGGCCCUUCAUGUCUCUUGUGUGUCAUCAUCAUCAUAAUCAUGACUGAUGUAUUGUAAUUUAUUGAACUAUUUGUUACUUAUCUCUUAAUUAAAAAUAAAAAUAUGAAUUAAUACCUUUUUUUUAUUUAA